GCAUGUGUGUCGACACAGAACAACAUUCGCUCAACAUUCACAACAUGGCGACGCGAGUCCUUCAGACACUGGGCAGCGGCCUGACACAGCAUGCCAGAAAAGAGUUUCGGCCGAACCAGCACCUGCGAUUCGCUGUCAGGAGUGCAUUUACAAACAAAAGUGGUGAAGAGGGCUGGAUCAAGUCUCUUUUUGUACGAAAAGUGGAUCCAAGAAAGGACGCCCACUCUCAUCUGCUUGCUAAGAAAGAAGACAACAACCUCUACAAAAUUCAGUUUCACAAUGUCAAGCCAGAGUGCCUUGAUGAUUAUAACAAACUCUGUGAGAAUGUUCUGCCAUCCAUACAUGCUGAUUCCAACUACCCCUGUGAGCUGGUGGGCACCUGGAACACAUGGUAUGGAGAACAGGACCAGGCAGUACAUCUUUGGAGAUAUCGAGGAGGAUACCCGGCCCUGACUGAUGUCAUGAACAAACUCAAGAAGAAUAAGGAGUUUUCGGAGUAUAGAGAAAAGCGUGGUAAGAUGUUGCUGUCACGUCGAAACCAACUGCUGCUGGAGUUCAGCUUCUGGAACGAGCCGGUGCCCAGAGAAGGGCCAAAUAUAUACGAGCUGAGGUCCUAUCAACUCCGGCCUGGAACCAUGAUCGAGUGGGGAAAUUACUGGGCUCGAGCCAUUGAGUUCCGCCAGCAGAACCAGGAAGCUGUUGGAGGAUUCUUCUCUCAGAUUGGAGACCUGUACAUGGUGCAUCACCUCUGGGCAUACAAAGACCUGCAGUCUAGAGAGGAAACCAGAAACGCAGCAUGGCAACAUGAAGGGUGGGAUGAGGCUGUGUAUUACACAGUUCCCCUGAUUCAGCAUAUGGAGUCGAGAAUAAUGAUUCCAAUGAAGACCUCACCUCUGAAGUAACCUGACAGAAACCAACUACAUCUCUUAAACUGGCAGUUCACACAAAGAAAGCAAAAAACAAAUCUGCAUCACUUUUUUUGGUCAACUAUUUCUCCAUCCAAUGAUCCAAUCAACUUUGAAUCAGAGUUUGCACUGCCAUGGAAUUCUGAUCAGUCUGAAAUUUUCAAUGUUUUUUCACACCCAUUUCCAUGUUUUUUCCUGUUGCUGCGAGUAUUUAUUAUGUUUGGUUUAAACAUUCAAUCAAUCAGUGGAUAAACGGUCUAGAAAUUAGAGAUAAUGAUGGUUUGGUUCCAGAAUGUUAGAGAAACCCCAUGUCAUUUUUUCCUGUGUACAUGAAGAUUGUUGUUUUCCAUUUUCCAUACAAUGUCAGCAAAGUUAUGCCAUAACAAAUCACUGCGGUUUCCAAUCAAUGCUAACAUGGCAAGCUUUGUCGAAGGACACAACAAUAGAAUAGUUUAAAUAUUUCUAAUUUCACUUUAACCUGAAGCCUUUUCAAAGUGUUACAUUUCUCAAUUUUGCUAUCUAAACCUCUUCAUUGUGAAAGCUAUCAAAUAAAAAAAAAACUUGAUUGAUUUACAAUAAUUUUCAUAUCAAUGAACAUCCUCAUAAAUGAGUGUGCAUGUGGUGAUGCUUUAAACUUGAGUAACAAUCAACAUCUAUUAAUGAAACAUUUUAUUUGGCUAAAAGCUUUGAAUCACGUGUCGCCGAACUACUCACCAAUACUGUGAGCUUUCAAUACUCAAUAUACUGUAUAAAUAAUUUCAAAGUUUCUUAUGCCAUUUAAUACAUAGUACUUUGCAAAUAUGGUUGUAUAUAGUGAAAUUAAAUUUCUGCUCACAUCUACUUUAAUGUAUUUGUAAAACAGUUCCAUGCAAAGACCUUGGUUUAGACUUCAGGUUCAGUGCUUCUUUAUUUUCACUCUUCUUUAUGAAUAAAAUAUAUUUGUGGUCUUAGCUUUAUCAUUCUCAUUUGAAUGACAAGCAUGGGUGUAUUUUUUAGUUGUGAAGAUAAUUUUAAUGAGUAAAUAAAUCUUCCACUUUUCUGAAAAGAAUAAAAGUCAGAGUGAUUUUUAAGCCUCUCAAUAUUUCUUUACAUAUUUUUUUCUAUUAGUAAUUAAUGCCUACAUCAUGUAGAUUAUGUUAUUUAAGGGACGAGUGAUUGCUUGAGCAGUUGUUUUCAAAUAAAGUUGAUGAAUUC
This is a messenger RNA of Xyrauchen texanus (razorback sucker), 2099 nucleotides long. Its product is annotated as protein NipSnap homolog 2-like. Gene Ontology annotation, cellular component: mitochondrion. NCBI's taxonomy places the organism in Eukaryota, Metazoa, Chordata, Actinopteri, Cypriniformes, Catostomidae. Bases 3 to 902 code for a protein of 299 amino acids. The record is from RefSeq and is a predicted model, not a curated record. The transcript has 10 exons.